AUGAAGAUGAUCUCGUCCACGUUCCUGGGGGAGGGCGGCGGCUCCUCCCUCUUCGCGCGGCGCUCGUCGGGCAGCGCAGCAGGCGGCGCCCUGGGCGUCUCGCAGGAGUCGCUGGGUCGCUGGGCCAAGCUGCGCGCCGAGAACGGGCUGGACCCGACGCCCGAGCUCAAGAUCGCGCUCGUGGGCGGCGCCGCAGUGGGCAAGACCAGCAUCGUGCGGCGCUGGCUGCAGCGCUCGUACCCGGCCACGUACUCGCCCACCAUCGGCGUGGACGUGAGCUCCAUGACGUACAAGCACCGAGGCCAGGAGCUGCUGCUGCACGUGUGGGACGUCUCGAGCGCUGAGGUGGACGCCAGCGCGUCGUCGCUGCACUCGCUGCUGUGCGAGGACCUGGACGGCAUCUUCUUUGUGUUCAACGUGCACCGCGUGAGCUCCAUCGCGGCCAUCGACAAGUGGCGGCACUGCCUGUCCAAGUACCUGUCUCCCAAGGAGGUCCCGUGCUUCCUCAUCUCGCACAAGGCCGACCUGCUGCAGAAGAGGGUCAUGACCAGCGACGACAUCGCGGCGUAUGCACGGGCUGCAGGGUACAAGGGCUGGAUGUGGACGGUGGGCAAGCCGAACUUUGGCGAAAAUGAAAAGAACCCGGCGGUGCGCGAGGCACUGGAGCGCAUGGUGGAGUUCAUUUGCAGGGAUCGCAUUGCCACCGAGCACAUUCGGCUCGCACGCUUGGCAAGACCUAUGGGCAUAUUGGAGACGUCCGGCAACCCCGCGCCGCUGGAAGUUAUCCAGACGGAGGACGCGCUGCACCAUUUCUCGACUUCUCUAUUGCGAAUCCCCACGAAAGCGAUCACGACGCUGCCACGCGACGAAAACAUGAUGCCAAUCAACGAAAAGCCCAACCCGAACGAGGGAGAAGAAAAGAGUGCGGCGGAUACUCACGUUGCGGCUGCACUACGGAGUGAUAAGCGGGCGCCUACAUACGGCGGUAACUGGAUCCUAGGCAAUGACAAGGGGGUGUAUCUGCGUGCCACGAACAGCAGUCUCCUUGGAAACGACGAGACUGACGAUGACUCGGAGUCUGUUGAAGAGUUUCAGUUCCCGUUCUCGAGCUCGAGGCAGCUCAACGAAGAGGAAGAUGCUGCUGCAGCAGCUGAGACUCGCAGGCGCGAGAAGGAAGAGGAGGACCUUGAAAGGCGCCGAGAAGAAGAGAAGGCGGAACGGGAUCGACGUAACGACCAGGAGGCGUGGCAUUUCUUCGCUGGCAGUAUUAGCCGCGCCCAAGCUGAGUCACUUCUCGCAAAUCGAGAGCAAGGUACAUUCCUGCUGCGUCGAAAGGAUGCACAAACUCUUAUCCUCUCGUACAGGGGCCCGGGCCACGUGCACCACGUGCUCAUUGAAUUCUCGAAUCAAAAGUACCACAUCGGCUCGUCCAAGGCAUCGCAAGCAACACCUUUCAGCACUCUGUGGAAAUGCCUGAGGAGUGUACGCCGUUAUGCAUAUCGAGGACUGGUAUUCAGCCGUAACGUGGACUUUAGUGUAGUCAACAAGCAGGAGCUGAUCCUUGAAGACGACAUCAUGGCGUCCAGCAGUGUGACUGAUGCUACCACGCCAUCAGCAGCGCCGAUCACGCCAAGCAUCUGGCGCACACGAACGCGAAGCGGAUCGAGCAGCUCCUUGGGCGAGCGUAGCAACAGCAGCAACGGCCGCCAAGCGUCCCCAACCACAGCUCCACGGAAGAAUCGACAUACGCCAGGCCUGCAAGCCAACCAAGAGCAAGUGAAGAUACCUCCCCAGGCCAGAAUCGACGAGCUGAGCGGCGAGUUCUACGACCACUUAACGGAGAGGUUGUCGUACUUGGCUGCGCAGCAGAAGGCCGAGACACCUGAAGGCGGUAAGCAGAUAUGGCUAGGCUAUCUAAACUGGAGAAGAGCGAGCUGCGUCAGGUGCGCGGCAGCAAUGCCGAGACGCAGUGGCGGCAGAUUGUCAAGAACAUGGAGGCCUGGAACCGCAUCGUUAUGA
Molecule: messenger RNA, 2019 nt
Organism: Phytophthora sojae
Lineage: Eukaryota; Oomycota; Peronosporomycetes; Peronosporales; Peronosporaceae
Exons: 7
Coding region: 1-2019 (672 amino acids)
Molecular function (GO): GTP binding; GTPase activity
Source: RefSeq, a predicted model, not a curated record